Molecule: messenger RNA, 546 nt
Organism: Suillus plorans
Lineage: Eukaryota; Fungi; Basidiomycota; Agaricomycetes; Boletales; Suillaceae
Exons: 6
Coding region: 1-546 (181 amino acids)
Source: RefSeq, a predicted model, not a curated record
AUGAAGUCUACAAGAUUACAAAAAAAGAUCAAUCAGAGGCGCACACUAGGACUCAAGGACGCUGAACGGAGCAGCUGUGCCCUGUGCAUCGUGGUGUUCAAAAAGCUUCUCCCCAUCACGUUGCUCACCAAGAGGGAGUUCCUCGCCGCGUGGUGGCAAAUGGCCAUCGCGCCCUCUGAAAAAAGGGGUGCACGCCACUGCAACGCGUUCUCAAAGACUACGAUUUAUCGUCGUUUCAACGAGACAGUCCUAGCGGCCUCGAGCGCACAGGAGCAGGUACCAUUCACGGCGGUAAACCUUCCCUCGCCAGAAGUCAUGGCAGGCAAGGUCGAGCAUGCGUAUGCGUAUGAUGCUGAAUCGUUCAUCUUGGUCCUCACCUGGAACAAAAGACCCACUUCUGAAACGUGUGGAUUGCGGUCAGAAGAGAAGGUGAACAUGAAUGUGCCAACAAAGAGUGAACAACUGUCGGUCGUAUUCACAACGGUAUAUGGACUUGCUCAAGGCAUGAGAGAAGAGCAAAUGCCUUUGGAUCUACACUGGAAGUGA